Molecule: messenger RNA, 2006 nt
Organism: Cucurbita maxima (winter squash)
Lineage: Eukaryota; Viridiplantae; Streptophyta; Magnoliopsida; Cucurbitales; Cucurbitaceae
Product: adenine nucleotide transporter BT1, chloroplastic/mitochondrial-like
Exons: 3
Coding region: 585-1760 (391 amino acids)
Biological process (GO): transmembrane transport
Source: RefSeq, a predicted model, not a curated record
UUAAUCGGAAGUAGAAAAUUAAAAUUUAAAAUAAAUUAAUGUGAACUGUUUGGGCAUUUGUUCAUUGUUUCUGGUAGGAAUGGCGCUUUGGUGGUUGAAUUAUGUAUACACGUGUUAGCCACCUUAUUCUAUAAUAUGUUGUACAACGCACAUCCUCUGAUUCAGAAAGAGGAAACAAAUGAUAAAACCCUAACUAACUUUUCAAACCAAACCAAACCACUCUGCCGAAACAUGGAAGAAUCAAUCCAAUUAUUUAAUCUACGUAUAAAACCUGCUUCCAACCUCCAAGGGUCGGAAUCUUUCCAAAAAAAAGGGACAAAAAAGGUUCCCAAACCCAAGUGAUCGGAGGGUCGGCGGGCAACGGAGGGAGAUUCGUCUCUCUCUCUCUCUCUCCCUUGUUGAAGUUGCUGCCACAUGUUCUCUCUUGUUUGAAUUCAAAUUUGCAGUUAAAUGCAUUUGUUGAUUGAAUCAGAGCCUUCUAUCCAUUUCUCGGACUCCUCUCUUGGCUGGUUGCCUACUGUUUGAUCGUAUUCUGUUUAGCCUAUAGUGUUGCCUUUCGUCUUGUUGGUUGUGAAUCCCGACCGAUGGGUCAGAGAGGAUCUCAGGUUUUAGCCUAUAAGCGAGAUGGGUUGUUCUCAGUCUUUGAUUUGGGCUCCCAAUGGAGUAUCCACGAAGGCCACUUCCACCCCGGAGGCUUAUUUGCCAGUGUCGGUCAGAUGGGAGUCGGAUUCGGCAUCUCACCCAAUUCUUCCAACUCCUGCGCCCAGGAUGACACUAACCCUCUUUACACAAAUUUGUGUAUGAAAUAUGUGCCUUCUGCUGAGGCUGUUACUAUAGAGGAAGCUGCAGUGAAAAAGAAAACGAAGAAGAAGCCUGGUUUUCUAUUGAGAAUAAAGGUUCAAAAUCCUUCACUGCGGAGGUUGAUAAGUGGUGCAAUUGCUGGGACGGUGUCAAACACUUGUGUAGCGCCAUUGGAGACUAUAAGAACUCAUUUGAUGGUGGGUAGCAGUGGGCACUCUGUCACAGAGGUGUUCAAUGAUAUUAUGAAGAAUGACGGAUGGAAGGGAUUGUUUAGGGGCAACUUGGUUAAUGUUAUUCGGGUCGCACCCAGCAAGGCGAUUGAGCUUUUUGCUUUUGAUACAGUCAACAAGAACCUAUCACCCGGACCAGGGGAAGAACCAAAAACUCCAAUUCCUGCUUCAUUAGUUGCUGGAGCCUGUGCUGGAGUUAGUGCAACCCUCUGCACAUACCCCCUUGAAUUGCUCAAAACCCGAUUAACCAUACAGAGAGGGGUUUAUGAUGGCCUUUUAGAUGCUUUCAUUAAGAUACUUAAAGAGAAGGGGCCUGCAGAAUUCUACAGAGGCCUCACUCCUAGUUUGAUUGGAGUGAUCCCAUAUUCUGCCGCCAAUUACUUUGCUUACGACACGUUGCGAAAAGCCUAUCGGAAGAUCUUUAAGCAAGAAAAAAUUGGCAAUAUUCAAACCCUUUUAAUCGGAUCAGCUGCGGGUGCCAUUUCGAGCAGUGCGACGUUCCCACUGGAAGUAGCUCGCAAGCAGAUGCAGGUUGGAGCCCUCAGUGGAAGACAAGUCUACAAGAAUGUAAUUCAUGCGCUGGUAAGCAUACUUGAAAGGGAAGGCAUUCAGGGGUUAUAUAAAGGGCUUGGCCCCAGCUGCAUCAAGCUGGUGCCCAAUGCAGGUAUUUCGUUCAUGUGUUAUGAAGCUUGCAAGAGAAUUCUCGUAGACAAAGAUGAUGAAAAUUAGAAGGUAACCUUUUACAUCAAACUUUGGCGCAAAAUUGGAGAAGAAUACCAAAUCCCACCUCGGUUUUUUUGGUGUCUUGAAGAACUUUGCAUCUUCCCAGUGCUAAGAGAUUUGUUAUUGUUCAUAAAUGCAUUAGAAUUUGGUGAAAGAGGAGUUUUAGAAUGAUUUGCAUCAAUUUCUUUCUAUAGAACUAUAUGUUACUUUAUGGUUCUUAAUAGCGUGAAAUUGAUUUCUUUUUAACCGACA